CUACCUACAUCUGUCUCCAGCUAGGUAUAUAAGUUUCCUUGGUUAUCAUCCACUUAGGAAACAUUCAAACCACUCUGAAUGGAAGCCAACAAGAGUAAUGAAGACUGAUAUCUGAGCUGAAGUUGGAGGAUACCCUCAAACAUCCCUGGCAGCCUGAUCUGCUUCUUUUGGAUUCAAUAAUCAUCUCCAAAAUGACAAAUAAUCAAACUGAAUGUCGACACUGCAUGAAAUUACUUUAUGGAAAGAAGUAUACACUAAAGGACAAUGAUGCUUACUGCAUCCCGUGUUAUGAUCAGCUCUUUUCUAACACCUGUGAAGCAUGCAAGCAGACCAUAGGGUGUGAUUCAAAGGAUCUUUCCUACAAAGACCGACAUUGGCAUGAAGAGUGCUUCAACUGUGCCAAGUGUAAUAACUCUUUGGUGGAAAAGCCUUUUGCUGCCAAGGAUGAAACCUUGCUGUGUACUGAGUGUUAUUCUAAUGAGUAUUCCUCCAAGUGCUUCCAAUGUAAGAAGAACAUUUUGCCUGGCUCCCGUAAAAUGGAAUUCAAGGGAAACGUAUGGCAUGAAACUUGUUUCGUUUGUCACUCUUGCCAAAAACCUAUAGGAACAGACCCUUUAAUCUCCAAAGAGAGUAAAAACUACUGUGUGCCCUGUUUUGAGAACCAGUUUGCUCCACGCUGCACUGGUUGCCAGAAGGUGAUAACUACUGGAGGAAUGACUUACCAUGAUGAGCCCUGGCACAAGGAAUGCUUUCUGUGUACUGGAUGCAAUAAACAACUAUUUGGAGAAAGUUUCGUUUCCAAAGAUGAUCAUCCAUAUUGCCAAGAUUGCUAUGCCACCCUCUAUGCCCAGAGAUGUGAAGGCUGCACCAAACCCAUUACUGCUCUCGGAAGCCCCCAGUACAUCUCAUUCCAGGAACGACAAUGGCACAGCGACUGCUUCAAAUGUGGAAAAUGCAAUGCCUCAUUAGUGGGCCAAGGCUUCCUGACUCAUCAGGAAGCCAUUCUCUGCAGGGAAUGUGGUUCCAACACAGAAUCUGAGAUCUGAGUGGCGCAACUUACCUUUCACUUGUGUUUCUUGAGGGUUUCUCGUUCACUAAAUUUAGAACUCACUCAAAGUCAAA
This is a messenger RNA of Antechinus flavipes (yellow-footed antechinus), 1122 nucleotides long. It is a transcript of the gene FHL5, whose product is annotated as four and a half LIM domains 5. The record is from RefSeq and is a predicted model, not a curated record. Bases 192 to 1046 code for a protein of 284 amino acids. The transcript is spliced from 7 exons. Gene Ontology annotation, biological process: positive regulation of transcription by RNA polymerase II. Gene Ontology annotation, molecular function: transcription coactivator activity. Gene Ontology annotation, cellular component: Z disc; nucleus. Lineage: Eukaryota; Metazoa; Chordata; Mammalia; Dasyuromorphia; Dasyuridae.